This is a messenger RNA of Ananas comosus (pineapple), 2689 nucleotides long. RefSeq names its product mitogen-activated protein kinase kinase kinase NPK1-like. Gene Ontology annotation, biological process: protein phosphorylation. The transcript has 16 exons. The record is from RefSeq and is a predicted model, not a curated record. Bases 193 to 2214 code for a protein of 673 amino acids. Lineage: Eukaryota; Viridiplantae; Streptophyta; Magnoliopsida; Poales; Bromeliaceae. Gene Ontology annotation, molecular function: protein kinase activity; ATP binding.
UCCAUUUCUAAUUGAUCCAACUACACAGCCUCACAGUACGACGACGACGACGACGGCGAGGACGAGGACGAGGACGAAACCCUAAAAUUCGACGAAGAGAGAAGAAAUUUUGGGCGAACGAUUCCAUUUUUAAUCGAUCCAACCAAAUCCGCGUGACUACAACCACGACGAAGGAGAAACCCUAAGAGAUCGAUGAAGAGGGAGGAGACUACCUUCGGCGGAAGCGCGAUGCAAGACCUCUUCGGAUCCGUGCGCCGAUCCUUCGUCGGAAGACCAAACCCUAGCGCGGAGGAGAGAUCCAACGGCGGAGGGGUGAGCCGGAUCGCGGAGAAGAUCGGAUCUUGCCUCAGGAAAUCGAGGGUCGGAUUGGACAUAGGGUUAGGGUUAGGGUUCUUGCCCAAGAGCCUAACCCCGCCCCGAAGGAUUGCAAGCACCGCUGCCGCCGAGGUCGAGGCCCCUCAGAUCCGGUGGAGGAAGGGGGAGCUUAUCGGUUGCGGCGCCUUUGGACACGUCUAUAUGGGCAUGAAUCUAGAUUCCGGGGAGCUAAUCGCCAUUAAGCAGGUUUUGAUCGGUGCGAGCAAUGCUUCCAAAGCAAAAGCCCAAGCUCAUAUCAGGGAACUCGAGGAAGAAGUGAAGCUUCUCAAGAACCUUUCUCAUCCGAACAUUGUUAGAUACUUGGGAACUGCAAGAGAGGAAGAGACAUUAAAUAUCCUGUUAGAGUUUGUUCCGGGCGGAUCUAUUUCAUCAUUGCUUGGGAAAUUUGGAUCAUUUCCUGAGGCUGUUAUUAGAAUGUACACGAAACAGCUUUUGCAAGGAUUAGAGUAUCUACAUCGUAAUGGAAUUAUACACAGGGAUAUAAAGGGGGCAAACAUACUUGUCGAUAACAAAGGUUGCAUUAAGCUUGCCGACUUUGGGGCAUCUAAGCAAGUUGCUAAGCUGGCAACUAUGACAGCUGCUAAGUCUAUGAAAGGUACUCCGUAUUGGAUGGCACCAGAAGUAAUUGUUCAAAGUGGACAUAGCUUCUCUGCUGACAUUUGGAGUGUUGGUUGUACUGUUAUUGAAAUGGCUACUGGUAAACCGCCGUGGAGCCAGCAAUAUCAAGAGGUUGCCGCAUUAUUCCAUGUGGGGACAACAAAGUCACAUCCACCUAUUCCAGAGCAUCUCUCCUUGGAGGCCAAGGAUUUUCUUCUGAAAUGCUUACAGGAAGAACCAAGCUUGCGGCCUACUGCAUCAGAUCUGCUCCAGCAUCCAUUUGUUACGGGAGAAAUUGAGGAUCCACAUCAAUCAAGUCAUGCAAUGAAAAAACUGCUUGAAUUAUGGGGAUUAUGUAUACCUUCAAAUCUGUUUAACGGCUUGAAUAAUGAUAACUGUGAUCAUUGCAGCUGCUCAACUAUGAAAUCUAAUAACGUCUUGAGAGCCGGUCCAAUCUGGGAUUCUAUGAACAAUGACGACAUGUGUCAAUUUGCUGAUGCAGAUGAUUUUCCAGUGGUUGGAUCAAGCUUCAAUCCAAUGUCUGAACCAUUUGAUGAGUGGCCAUGCAAUCUCAAGAUAAGUGCAGAAAUAAAAAUGAGUCAAAAAGACUUUGGUGAAUUGUUAAAUGGUGCUCCCAACGGUGGUAAGGAUAGGGAAAAUGAGUUCACUUUCCCUUGUGACUCAAUGUGUGAUGAUGAUGAUGAAGUCACAGAGUCAAAAAUUAGGGCUUUUCUUGAUGAGAAGGCUCUCGAUCUAAAGAAACUGCAGACACCUUUAUAUGAGUUCUACAACACCUUGAAUGCCACCAAUUCUCGAUGUGUUACCAGUAUUUGCAAUGAAAAUAUAAUGGCUAAUUCAAAAUUGCCUCCUAAAUGCAAGUCUUCACCAAAGAAGGUUGUUAGUGGGACAUCUACGCCACAGUCUGAUAAUGAGAAUAAUAAUAAUUUGAGCCCUGGGAGCUGCAGCAUGCGUGCUUCGGUCAGCACUUUGGAGAAUAGUCGAAUUUUAAGAGAAAUAGCUUCUCCUGAGUGGGGCGAUUCUCUUCAAGAUGCUAAACAAGAACCAACCAGCGCAAGUGUAAGCGCCUCUGAGAAAGAAAGGAAGUGGAAAGAAGAGCUGGAUAUGGAGCUUGAGAGAGGAAGAGAAAUGCGCCAAGCUGGCCUUGGUAAAACAUCUUCUCCAAAGGAAAAAGGCCCGAACCGAAAGAGAGACCGACAACGGUUCACAUCUCCAACCAAGUGAUUGCAGAAGCAUUUCUACCAUAGCCGAACAAAUGGUCCAUCUCAUCCUUUUAAGUUUGGAUAAUACAAAAGGUGUGCCGUUCCAUAAAUGUUGCCCCCAUCUUACCAUCUCUAUUAGUUGACGAGCAGAAGAAGGCUAGAUGUCGAUACCGGAGGCAUUUUUGCUGGUUCAAACACAGAGAGAAUCACGAAGCAAUGCCGAGUGGACAAUGCAGUUGCGAGCUGCCCAGUAAUCUUGUAAUUUGUGAAGAAUGUAAUGUUUCCUUUUUGAAGAAAUUGUUGAUUGCGUAUGACCAUAUUGACUGGCAUGUUUGGAAAUCACAGUUAUAUAAUGUAGGUUUUCCGUGUAGUUUAGUGGACAUAUUUGUUUGCCAUUUGAAUUAUUUAGUCUUUGAAGGAUGCCUACUAAUGUUGUAGUACUAAACAGUAGGUAUUUGCUUCUAGUUUAAGAGGAAAAGAAUAAUGUAAAUUUUAGU